CAUGGAAUUGCCCAUGACUGAGAAGCAAGUGUUGGCGUUGUCAGGCAAACCGCCAUUUUUGGUCUCACUACACUCGUGCUUCCAGACUAUGGAUCGUCUAUUCUUUGUCAUGGAGUACUGCAAAGGCGGUGAUCUAUGCAGGUCUAUGGACAUUUCAAGGAAUCAGUGGCGGUCUUCUAUGCCGCUGAGAUCGCUAUUACUUUAUUCUUUCUACAUGGGCUUCACAUUAUCAAUCGCGACCUUAAGCUGGAAAAUGUGCUGCGGGAUGGUGAGGGUCAUGUCCAGCUUGCUGAUUUUCGUCUCAGCAAGGAUGGUAUUGCCGAUCGCGACACUACGAGAACCUUCUGCGGCACGAAUGUGUAUAUGGCACCCGAGAUUCUCGCCUAUGAAACAUACAGCCACACCAUCGAUUGGUGGUCCUAUGGUGUGUUACUCUUUGAAAUGUUAGCCGGACAAAACCCCUUCGAGGUUGAUGAUGAGGAGAACACAUUUAAAAAUAUCAAAGAGAAAAAAGCAGUAUUUCCGAAACACUUCUCUCAGGAGGCGAGCUUCCUUGCCAAAAAGCCUAAUAAUCGCUUAGGUGCUGGCCGCUAUGCUCGUUCUGAGAUUACCACACAUCCUUUCUUCAGGAAUAUAGAUUGGGACAAGGUUGAAGCGAAGGAAAUGGAGCCGCCUAUUGUGUCGAAAAUUAAACAUCGCAAGGAUAUCUCGAACUUCGAUAAAGCUUUCGUUGGUGAAAAAACAGAUUUGACACCAACCGACAAAUUAUUCAUGAUGAAUUUGGAUCAGAGUGACUUCAUAGGCUUCUCCUAUAUGAAUCCGGAGUUUAUCACUAUUAUCUAAAAUGCAUAUAUAAUGCUUGAAGUACUAAAUUUAGAGAACUCUGUAAUAUGAUAUACAAAAAUAUAUUGGAAAAAUUUGC
Molecule: messenger RNA, 922 nt
Organism: Anastrepha ludens (Mexican fruit fly)
Lineage: Eukaryota; Metazoa; Arthropoda; Insecta; Diptera; Tephritidae
Product: protein kinase C, eye isozyme-like
Exons: 6
Coding region: 136-843 (235 amino acids)
Biological process (GO): protein phosphorylation
Molecular function (GO): protein serine/threonine kinase activity; ATP binding
Source: RefSeq, a predicted model, not a curated record